CUGCACAUUGAGAGAAAUGACGAGAACGCGCAAUACGGAACCACGGCCUUUAGCCCGAAACAGUAACAAGGACCGGCUACUCUCGCAAACAUCUUUUACUUUGAUUGAAUCGUAUUUUCAAUAAUGUUAAAAAAUAAAUCUCGGUCACUCUCAUUGUCAGCAAAAAAAUACACAAUAAACAUUGGUUAAUGAUAAUUCUGUUAUUAGGAAUAAAUGUGUUGUGUUUUUCCAUGCACUAAAACUAAAACAAGAAAAAUGGCAUGUUCAGGGAGCAAUAAACCAAGUAAACAAGUGAGAGCCAAACUCGAUUCUUUUGUGGUUGCUCUCACCAAAAAAGGAAUAAAACUUUUAGCUCUUGAUUUCGACAAAACCUUUAUUGACAUUCAUUCAGGAGGGAUGUGGGAUGAAGGCGUAGAUGCACUUGCUUCUCACGUUCGGCCUUGUAUGAGAGACUUGUUGGAAACUGCUUCACAUAAAGGUCUUUUUGUUGCCAUUGUGACAUAUCACAGACAAGGAUGGUUGAUUAAAGAAGUUUUACAUAAAGUUCUGCCCAAGAAAACUGCCAAUAAAGUUUAUGUUCAGGCCAAUACAUUAGAAUUUUUGCAGCAACAGCGAACAAGCACCGGCAGUGGGAGCUCACUUGAUUCUGUGCGAGGUUUAUUUCCAGAUCUAAAUGGCAAACAAGCCCAUAUAGCCUCUGUCAUAAAUGAAAUUUAUAAUCAACAUAAUGUAGCAAUUAAAAAGAAUGAAAUUAUUCUGAUGGAUGAUGAUAUUAAUAAUGUGCGCAUUGCAAGUUCGUUUGGACAUUAUGCAUUUGUCGUGCAACAGAAUGUGGACUAUUCAUCUUUCGAAAGCUUUGAAACAAUGUUGUUGCUGUAAAAUUGUUGGAAAAAUUGUUUGAGUGGACAUGUGAACUAUACUUUUUUUGCAUCACAUGAUUAACAUUUAAAAAUUAAUUCACAUGGUGAAUUAAAGGAAAUUUAUUUUUAAAAUAAAAAAGUUAACCUGUUUUCUAAUGGGAUUCUUAUUGUAUUUGAAUUUGCCUCUUCUCUGUUAUUUACUUUUGGAAUAUAUUCUCAAAAGGGAUUUUUUUUCUUCUAAUAUGUACAUUAAAUGAUUAAAUGGCAAAUGUUGUGAUGUAUUACUGUCAGUAUGCAUAUAAAUAAAUUGCAUUUUUUUGUCUUAUAGUUAAAAAAUAUUUGUUAAUAACAAUGUGCACAUUAAAUGUCACACAUUUUAAACCCAUCCCCUCUACCUUGUUUAUGUCUGAUACCAAAUAACAAAAUCCCAAGUUGAUGCUACUGUUAAAUACAAUUAUUAAACUUUUUAUGUAAUUUUUAAUUUGGUAAAUGGCUACAAGCAGGAAAGAGACUAAAACUUACAUUCUGUGAUGUUGUGAAUCUCAAAAUUUUGUUAUCGAACCCAAAUCAAAACAGCCCUAAACAAAUGUAUUUAAGUAAUAAUUUUCUUUUAUAACAGCUAGGUAUAUAAAAAUUUAAUGGCUAAUGGUCUAGCACCUUCACCCCUUCCCCACACCUGUCUUCAGUUAAUAUAAUUAAUGAAUCUCUUUUGAUGAACACCUGUUUGCUGUCUUUACUGUAAAACCACACACUUUUAAAAAUGUAUUAUGAGACUUGGAAUUAAAUGUUUUUGUAAAAAGAUUUUUUAUCCAUCAAAUCGACUGCUUUAGUGAGAAUAUGAUCUUUUAACAUUUCUCCGUUAAUUAAAAUUUUUUUAUCAAUUAUUCUAUGUACAAUUAAGAAAUGGUCACUAUCCAUACGAAGCCUUGCCAAAGUUCACAGAACAUUGGCUUUCAUAUAUAGACAUGUCUAGGUGUUAUGAUUUAUCCGAUAAUUUAUGCAUUAAAAACAAUUUUAUCAAUUUGUAUACUUAUUAUAGACUUGGUAUCUCUUUCCAAAACAAUUUUUAAAAUUUGAUUUUCUUGUUGAAAAAUGUAACAAAGUUUUCGAAUUAUAAACAACAACAAACAGAUGUAUGCUAUUUAUCUUUUUAAAAUUUGUAGAUACAGUCUGUUUUUAUUUCCAUAUUAAAUAUAUUUGUAAAUCUGCACAUCUUGCGCAGCAUUUAAUUACAGUUUGGAGUUUGGCCUAAUUAAUGCAGUAAUUAUACCUAAUUUUUUCAUUGUCGUAAACUAUCUUAUUAAAAAACGAUAACAGUUACAUAGAAGCAUUAAACCUUUAGGUAGUAAUAAAAGAACUAUUUUUUUUUAAUGUUACACUUUUCUAGUCAUGCAUAUUAGUUAAGUUAGACAAUUUUUAAAAGUAAAUUUUCUGAUCAUCCCAUCUCAUUUUCAAGUAAACUGGCAAAAAUGUUAUUAUUCCUUGACUUGAAUUAUAUUUAAAAAAUAAAAUUAACACAUUAAAUAUUUCCAGUUAAAUUUUUGUGUUUCCGAUGUUUUCAAAAUUAAUACAAAUUUAGGGCAUUUAAACUAUUAUAUCCAAAGCCUAAAAUUCUUUUGGUGGUAUUCUAUGCAGUAUAUGUGAUGUUAAAAUGUCUUAAAUUGAUAAUAAAUGAUAGUUUUAUAUGGCAGGUGUCAUUUCAUCCAUGAAUCUAAAACUAUUUGAAACUUGAUUAACUAAAUUUAAUUCAGUUGGUUCUUUUGAAAUUGUUACCCCCCUUUCCAUUGUUGCUCUUACAAGAAUUGGUUGCCAUAACUCUAAUGUGUGAUACAGUAGCUGGUUGCAAAGUUUUGGACUAUUGUCAAACUAAAUUGUUGCAUAAUUAUAAGUCGAAAAUGUUUUGUGUCAAUGCUUUGACUGAGGUGUCACUAAAAUCCAUGGAAUAUAAUUAUUGUUUUUUGUUUUAAAUAUGUUUCUUGAGUGCAUUCUGGAUUUUUUAAAAUGUUUGCAAUCUGUUACUUUAUGCAUUUUUGUUUCAUGUUUCUUUAAGCUUAGUUUCUAUUUUUAAGCUACCUGUCUGAUUUAAAAAAAAAAAUUGGUCUGAUGCACCCUAUUUUCUCAAAGAAUUUUUUUUUUUUUUCAGCUUAUCAUGAUAUAUUUUCAAUCUUUAUGAGUUUGUCUUUCACUUUAGUUGACUAACAUUGAAAGGUUGUUUGGUUGUUUAAGAAUUGUAAUAGAAUUGUAAUAGAUGAUCUUAUUGGCUAUGAACAGCUGGUGUGAUCUGAUUGGUGGUUUCAGAAUGGGUAAAUUGUAUUGUUCUUGGAAUAAUUUUUUUAAAAAAUUGUACAAAAACAUUUAAAAUUUUACUAUUGAACUGCAGUCUUAAAUUUAAAACAUCCCUUCUUUUGAAUUACCUUAUUUGAAACACAUAGUUCAAGAAGCUUCUGGUUUACAAUAGUAGAUCAUAGUUUUGUUAUUGUCAUCAUAUGAUUACUUGUCAUUGUUGUGUUGUGUGAUGAAUUCUGUGCCUCAAGUUGCUAUAUGUUUUGCUUUGUUAACAAUGCAGGAAGUGUAGCUUUACACAGCUAACAGUGUAUCAGUAUCUCAUUAAACCUUGUAGCAAUGACUAGAAUAGAUUCAUAGUUUUUAUAGAUCUCUUACAUUUUUUUCUA
This is a messenger RNA of Physella acuta, 3532 nucleotides long. RefSeq lists its product as uncharacterized. NCBI's taxonomy places the organism in Eukaryota, Metazoa, Mollusca, Gastropoda, Physidae. The record is from RefSeq and is a predicted model, not a curated record.